Esox lucius (northern pike) is the source of this 2066-nucleotide messenger RNA. RefSeq names its product protein delta homolog 1. Lineage: Eukaryota; Metazoa; Chordata; Actinopteri; Esociformes; Esocidae. Gene Ontology annotation, biological process: heterophilic cell-cell adhesion; establishment or maintenance of epithelial cell apical/basal polarity. The record is from RefSeq and is a predicted model, not a curated record. Gene Ontology annotation, cellular component: plasma membrane; protein-containing complex. Gene Ontology annotation, molecular function: calcium ion binding.
CUCUGUCCUCUCACAAAAAACUCACGCCUGAAUAGCUACAGUGCCGUCUGCGCAUCCAGUGAGCAGACUGCUGUGCAAUGCGUGAACGAAUCCAAUAUGACAUAUAUCAAUACCUAUUGGAGCAACUUCGUCAACAUUUAAUAUCUCAUGCAAAGUUACUGAUUUAGCAACAGAGAUCGAAACAUUUAGCCGCGUGACGUAUGUGUUUUCUUUUAGAAGGGCAAGACACAUUUUACCUCAGGUGCGACGCUGAAACCAUGCAUAUUAAUGAUUCACGCGUCAACUUUUCAAUUAUGUCAACCUGUUCUUACGAGCCGAAGAACUGGGCGUGCUGAGCAGAUUAAAGCUGUCCUACAAGCCUGCAUUUAUUUUGGACACUGCAAAGAGAAACUAGUGCUACUUGACAGUUACUGGUUUUGCAGGAGAAGACGCAUGCUGAACAUUAGGAUGAGUCCGACAACAUUUGUAUUUGUUCUGGUUGUGAAUGUUGGCGUCACCAAAGCUCUUGAAUGCAGCGCGGGGUGUAAUCCUGAAAACGGCUACUGUGAAAAGCCAGGGGAAUGCAGAUGCAGACCAGGCUGGCGCGGAGUCGCCUGCGGGCAGUGCGUGCUCUACCCGGGCUGCCUGCAUGGCACCUGUGAGAAGGCAUGGCAGUGCAUCUGCGAAGAGGGCUGGACAGGGAGCCUGUGUGACCAAGACGCCAACCGAUGCUCAUCUCAGCCGUGUGCUGAAAACUCCACCUGCAUCCAGACUGACCAGGGAGGAUUCCUCUGCUUCUGUCCUCCUGGUUACACAGGAGACAGCUGCCAGCUGAGAAAGGGACCGUGUCAAGCGAACGGCUCUCCCUGCCAAAAUGGAGGCACAUGUGACGACGCCAGCGGUUUGGCGGCCUACCCCUCCUGCGCCUGUCCUCUUGGAUAUGCUGGAGACUUCUGCGAGAUCGACACGGACAGCUGCGACCCGGACCCCUGCGCCAAUGGAGGGCAAUGCCGCGACCACGGCCCGACGUUUACCUGCGCCUGCCCUGCUGGCUUCACCGGCCUCACCUGCAACAGCACCGACGGGGAAACCCUCUCGCCCUGCAGCGGCAGCCCGUGUGGACAUGGUGGCACCUGCGUGGCGGGGAACCGGACGGACGCCAUCGGUCCGUACCGCUGCCUUUGUCCGCCGGCGUUCACCUUCACCGGGCGGGGUUGCACGCCUAACCAGCAGCUGCGCAGACCCAGCGCCAAACUGAAGCCGGCCAAGCUCUCCGACCGGCGACCUUCCCCACAGCACUACGGCCUUCCUCCCCGCUCCUUCCACAAACUCCUGAGAGCCGCCGAGGGGGACCUUCCCAAGGUCACCCUGAAGGAGGCGAUUCACGCGCCCCCCGCCGACAGCCUAGUCACUCGCAGUCAGAUCAUCUGUUUCGGGAUGCUGGGCCUGCUGACCUGCCUGGUGAUCCUGGGAACCACGGGUAUUAUUUUCUUCAACCGCUGCGAGGCGUGGCUGGCCAACGCCAAGUACAGCCAGCUGGUUCGUCUGCAGAGAGAACACCUGCUGGGGCCGGCGGCGAGGGGGGGGGGGCACUCGGUCAACGUCAUCCUCCCCGAGAAGAUCAAGCUCACCAGCUUUGGAAAACGCUACACGUCCAUCUGACACGACGGGAGGUUUUGAAUUGACAUCUGCGGAUGGUGGGAAGGACGUUUCGGUGGUGCAAGGACACCGACUAAAUGGAUAAAAGAAGUAACAGAUUUAUGGCAAGAAACCCGAAGUUCCCUCUGGGGAAAAGGGUGGUUCCGCUAAUGUGUUCCACGGAAUGUAGAACUGUUUGGAAGGAGGGCUGAGGACACAGUGUUUGGGAGGCUUUGACUAGACAGGAAUGAGAAGGAUAUCCCGGUUCAAUUUCAGGACAUCCACAAGUUGUCAUUUUAUCUAUUUAAAAUGUAAUUUAUCUUGUACUGUAAACAAGAGAAGCGAACAUUGGAAAAAGCAACACUCACAGCGAAGUAAACCCAUUUGUUAUCUAAUCAUAAUUAGUCGUGUAGUUAAUGUUAUCUGAAAUAAAAAAUACCAAAACAGAA